AUGGUAGGACAGAACGGUUUUGUUGCUGCUGAAGAUGUCAACAGUGCUAAUUACCCCAAGGCCUUAAACGGGAAUCCUGCCAGCACAACAUUCUUUUCCAUCGGAGACAAGGAUGAAUUCAACCCGGAGAAGUGGGUGCCGUGUCUCCCCCCCCGGCAUCCUGAGACCGGUAUAAAAGUUCUUAUUGUCGGUGCCGGCUUUGCUGGCUUGACCGCGGCGCUUGAAUGCUGGCGCCAGAGACACACAGUGGUUAGCAUUCUCGAGCGUAGUGCUGGCCCCAACUACAGUGGCGACCUUAUUAUUGUGCAGCCUUCAGCGCUCGAGAUGAUGCGACACUGGCCCUAA
Grosmannia clavigera kw1407 is the source of this 345-nucleotide messenger RNA. Its product is annotated as fumarate reductase/succinate dehydrogenase flavoprotein. Gene Ontology annotation, molecular function: monooxygenase activity. The coding region runs from base 1 to 345 and encodes 114 amino acids. Lineage: Eukaryota; Fungi; Ascomycota; Sordariomycetes; Ophiostomatales; Ophiostomataceae. The transcript has a single exon. Gene Ontology annotation, biological process: secondary metabolite biosynthetic process. The record is from RefSeq and is a predicted model, not a curated record.